AUGUCGGCAGGGAUUGGUCCAACCAGUGACAAAACUCUCCCUGGAGAUCAAGAACCGCAAGAAGCCGAUGUAAGCAACGCCGCCCCCAAACCCCCACCGCCCACCCGCCGGAGUUCACUCACUUUCCAUCAUAUAAACGCUCUUGCGGUGGCGUUAGUUCUCACCGCCAGCGGCUUGGUUAGCGCCGAGGACUUCGCUUUCGUCAUCUUCUCCAUUGUUUACGUGUACUUCGUAUCAAAGGUAGCAUUUCCACCCACUUCCCCACGCUCAGAGCCCCCAGUCUUCGGCGAGAACAACAGGGUUCUAGGCCUCUACGUCUUCGUUGCUGCGGUGUUCGGUCUAUUUCUCCCAAUAGCUUACAUCAUAGAAGGAAUUUUCGAGGGAGAUAAAGAAGGGAUCUAUGGCGCAGCACCCCACCUUUUCUUGUUAUGUAGCCAAGUUUUCAUGGAAGGUAUCUCGUUUUUGGGCAAUUUCUCGCUGCCGAUUCGUGUUUUCGUGCCGGUUUUCUACAAUUCGAAGAGGAUUUUCACCAUUGUAGAGUGGCUGAGAAGUGAGAUGUCAAGAGGAGCUGAGUAUGGUGGGAGUGGGGGGAGAUUGUACGUCGGGAGAGGUCUUGCAGUGGCGAAUAUGGGGCUUUGGUGCUUCAAUCUGUUUGGGUUUUUGUUGCCUGUUUUCCUACCAAAAGCUUUCAGGAUAUAUUACUCCAAGACCAAAAUUAAGGAUUGA
Messenger RNA from Sesamum indicum (sesame), 726 nucleotides. RefSeq lists its product as uncharacterized. The record is from RefSeq and is a predicted model, not a curated record. NCBI's taxonomy places the organism in Eukaryota, Viridiplantae, Streptophyta, Magnoliopsida, Lamiales, Pedaliaceae.